Messenger RNA from Monodelphis domestica (gray short-tailed opossum), 4259 nucleotides. The record is from RefSeq and is a predicted model, not a curated record. Lineage: Eukaryota; Metazoa; Chordata; Mammalia; Didelphimorphia; Didelphidae.
GCAAAAAGAUUGGUCUUGCAUUCUGCUUUGGAGAAGUAGAAAUUGAUGAAAACAAAUUCUGUGGAGAAAUCAGAGAAACCAGGAGUCACAUUUGGGGCAUUUCAUCUUUACUCAUUUCAGAAAAGUACCAACAUGUAUACUGGAGAGAAAUUCUACAAGUGCCCCCAAUGUAGGAAAGCUUUUAAUAAAAUCUCAAAACUCAUUUUACAUCAGAGAAUUCAUGUUGGAGAAAACCCUUGUGAAUGCAAUGACUGUGGGAAAGGUUUCCAUCAUAGGUCAAAACUUAACAUACAUAAGAGGGCACAUACUAGAAAAAAUCAUUAUCAAUGCAAUGACUGUGGGAAAAUGUUUAUUAAUGGCUCAAAACUUAUUUUACAUCAGAGGAUUCAUAUUGGUGAGAAGCCUUUUAAAUGUAGUGAAUGUGGGAAAGGCUUCAGUCAUAGGUCAAAACUUAUUAUACACCAGAGAAUUCAUACUGGUCAGAAGCCAUUUCAAUGUCAUGAUUGUGGGAAGGCCUUUAAUCAGCAUUCCAAUCUCCUUCAACACCAGAGAAUUCAUACUGGUGAGAAGCCAUUUAAAUGUGAUGAUUAUGGGAAGGCAUUUAAUUGGAUUUCCAAAUUCCGUAAACACCAGAGAAUUCAUAAUGAUGAGAAGCCAUAUAAAGGUAAUGAUUGUGGGAAGACCUUUAAUCAGAAUUCCAACCUCUCUGUUCACCAAAGAAUUCAUACUAGUGAGAGGCCAUUUCAAUGUAAUGAUUGUGGGAAAGCCUUUAUUCGGUGUUCCACUCUCUUUCAACACCAGAGAAUUCAUACUGUUGUGAAGCCAUUUCAAUGUCAUGAUUGUGGGAAGGCCUUUAAUCAGAGUUCCCACCUCCUUCAACACCAGAGAAUUCACACUGGUGAGAAGCCAUUUCAAUGUCAUGGUACUGGGAAGGCCUUUAAUCAGAAUUCCAACAUCUCUGUUCACCAAAGAAUUCAUAAUACUGAGAGGCCAUUUCAAUUUCAUGAUUGUGGGAAGUCCUUUAAACAGAGUUCCCACCUCCUUCAACAACAAAGAAUUCAUACUGGUGAGAAGCCAUUUCAAUGUCAUGAUUGUGGGAAGGCCUUUAAUCAGAGUUCCCACCUCCUUCAACACCAACGAAUUCAUACUGGUGAGAAGCCAUUUCAAUGUAAUGAUUGUGAGAAGGCCUUUAAUCAGAGUUCCACCCUCCUUAAACACCAGAGAAUUCAUACUGGUGAGAAGGCAUUUAAAUGUGAUGAUUGUGGGAAGGCCUUUAAUCAGAAUUCCCACCUCCUUCAGCACCAGAGAAUUCAUAAUGGUGAGAAGCCAUUUAAAUGUAAUGAUUGUGAGAAGGCCUUUAAUCGGAGUUCCAACCUCCUUAAACACCAGAGAAUUCAUACUGGUGAGAAGCCAUUUAAAUGUAAUGAUUGUGGGAAGGCCUUUAAUCAGAAUUCCCACCUCCUUCAGCACCAGAGAAUUCAUACUGGUGAGAAGCCAUUUCAAUGUCAUGAUUGUGGGAAGGCCUUCAAUCGGAGUUCCACACUCCUUAAACACCAGAGAAUUCAUACUGGCGAGAAGCCAUUUCAAUGUCAUGAUUGUGGGAAGGCCUUUAAUCAGAGUUCCCACCUCCUUCAACAUCAGAGAAUUCAUACUGAUGAGAAGCCAUUUCAAUGUAGUGAUUGUGGGAUGGCCUUUAAUCAGAGUUCCACCCUCCUUAAACACCAGAGAAUUCAUACUGAUGAGAAGCCAUUUAAAUGUAAUGAUUGUGGGAAGGCCUUUAAUCAGAGUUCCCACCUCCUUCAACAUCAGAGAAUUCAUACUGGUGAGAAGCCAUUUAAAUGUGGUGUUUGUGGGAUGGCUUUUAAUCAGAGUUCCCCCCUCCUUCAACAUCAGAGAAUUCAUACUGGUGAGAAGCCGUUUAAAUGUAAUGAUUGUGAGAAGGCCUUUAAUAGGAGUUCUGACCUCCUUAAACACCAGAGAAUUCAUACUGAUGAGAAGCCAUUUAAAUGUAAUGAUUGUGGGAAGGCCUUUAAUCAGAAUUCCCACCUCCUUCAGCACCAGAGAAUUCAUACUGGUGAGAAGCCAUUUAAAUGUCAUGAUUGUGGGAAAGCCUUUAAUCGGAGUUCCACCCUCCUUAAACACCAGAGAAUUCAUACUGGUGAGAAGCCAUUUAAAUGUGAUGAUUGUGGGAAGGCCUUUAAUCAGAAUUCCCACCUCCUUCAGCACCAGAGAAUUCAUACUGGUGAGAAGCCAUUUAAAUGUAAUGAUUGUGAGAAGGCCUUUAAUCGGAGUUCCAACCUCCUUAAACACCAGAGAAUUCAUACUGAUGAGAAGCCAUUUAAAUGUAAUGAUUGUGGGAAGGCCUUUAAUCAGAAUUCCCACCUCCUUCAGCACCAGAGAAUUCAUACUGUUGAGAAGCCAUUUAAAUGUCAUGAUUGUGGGAAGGCCUUUAAUCGGAGUUACACCCUCCUUAAACACCAGAGAAUUCAUACUGAUGAGAAGCCAUUUAAAUGUAAUGAUUGUGGGAAGGCCUUUAAUCAGAAUUCCCACCUCCUUCAGCACCAGAGAAUUCAUACUGGUGAGAAGCCAUUUCAAUGUCAUGAUUGUGGGAAGGCCUUUAAUCGGAGUUCAACCCUUCUUAAACACCAGAGAAUUCAUACCGGUGAGAAGCCAUUUAAAUGUAAUGAUUGUGGGAUGGCCUUUAAUCAGAGUUCAAAUUUAAUUAAUCACAAAAUAAUUCAUACUGGUGAGAAGCCAUUUCAAUGUCAUGAUUGUGGGAAGGCCUUUAAUCAGAAUUCCAACCUCUCUGUUCACCAAAGAAUUCAUACUAGUGAGAGGCCGUUUCAAUGUAAUGAUUGUGGUAAGGCCUUUAAUCGGAGUUCCCACCUCCUUCAACACCAGAGAAUUCAUACUGGUGAGAAGCCAUUUAAAUGUGAUGAUUGUGGGAAGGCCUUUAAUCAGAGUUCCCACCUCCUUCAACACCAGAGAAUUCAUACUGGUGAGAAGCCAUUUCAAUGUCAUGGUACUGGGAAGGCCUUUAAUCAGAAUUCCAACAGCUCUAUUCACCAAAGAAUUCAUAAUAUUGAGAGGCUAUUUAAAUGUAAUGAUUGUGGGAAAGCCUUUAAACAGAGUUCCCACCUCCUUCAACACCAAAGAAUUCAUACUGGUGAGAAGCCAUUUCAAUGUCAUGAUUGUGGGAAGGCCUUUAAUCAGAAUUCCAACCUCUCUGUUCACCAAAGAAUACAUACUGGUGAGAAGCCAUUUCAAUGUCAUGAUUGUGGGAAGGCCUUUAAUCAGAAAUCCCACCUCCUUCCGCACCAGAGAAUUCAUACUGGCGAGAAGCCUUUUAAAUGUAAUGAUUGUGAGAAGGCCUUUAAUCGGAGUUCCCACCUCCUUCAACACCAGAGAAUUCAUACUGGUGAGAAGCCUUUUAAAUGUAAUGAUUGUGAGAAGGCCUUUAAUCAGAGUUCCCACCUCCUUCAACACCAGAGAAUUCAUACUGGUGAGAAGCCAUUUAAAUGUGAUGAUUGUAAGAAGGCCUUUAAUCGGAGUUCCCACCUCCUUCAACACCAGAGAAUCCAUACUGGUGAGAAGCCAUUUAAAUGUGAUGAUUGUGAGAAGGCCUUUAAUCGGAGUUCCCACCUCCUUCAACACCAGAGAAUUCAUACUGGUGAGAAGCCUUUUAAAUGUGAUGAUUGUGAGAAGGCCUUUAAUCAGAGUUCCCACCUCCUUCAACACCAGAGAAUUCAUACUGGUGAGAAGCCUUUUAAAUGUGAUGAUUGUGAGAAGGCCUUUAAUCAGAGAUCCAACCUCCUUCAACACCAGAGAAUUCAUACUGGUGAGAAGCCAUUUAAAUGCGAUGAUUGUGGGAAGGCCUUUAAUCAGAAUUCCCACCUCCUUCAGCACCAGAGUAUUCAUACUGGUGAGAAGCCUUUUAAAUGUAAUGAUUGUGAGAAGGCCUUUAAUGGGAGUUCUACCCUCCUUAAACACCAGAGAAUUCAUACUGGUGAGAAGCCAUUUCAAUGUCAUGAUUGUGGGAAGGCCUUUAAUCAGAGUUCCAACCUCCUUCAACACCAAAGAAUUCAUACUGGUGAGAAGCCAUUUAAAUGUAAUGAUUGUGGGAAGGCCUUUAAUCGGAGUUCAAAUUUAAUUGUCCAUCAGAGAAUUCAUACUGGAAAGCUUAUUAAAAAAUCAUGAAUGUGGUAAAGAUUUCAAUAAGAGAACAAACUUCCUGGUACAUCAGAGAAUUCACAUUGGUG